Molecule: messenger RNA, 909 nt
Organism: Drosophila willistoni
Lineage: Eukaryota; Metazoa; Arthropoda; Insecta; Diptera; Drosophilidae
Exons: 2
Coding region: 58-567 (169 amino acids)
Source: RefSeq, a predicted model, not a curated record
AAAGAGGAUAUUGACUAUGAAGUAGUGAUUGGAAACAACAUUUUAGAAUUAGCUGAUAUGGUUAUCACAAAGGGAAAUGCUACUUUUAAGCCUAAAGAAGAAGAAGUGAUGCCAAACACAGAAGCGAAAGAAACUGUACACAAUGAAGAAGUGAAAACUCCGAAGGGUAUGUUACAGGAAUUUGAGAGUUUGUUUUUAUUAGCUGAAUUAGAUUUGUGCCAUAUAACUAAAUCGGACGUCAAAGAAGUCAAGCAGCUUAUUCACAGUUAUGUACCACAACCGUCAAAGAAGAGUCCAGUCGAAAUGAAAAUAUUAUUAAGUGACGAAUGCCCAGUAUACGAACGGCCGAGGCGUUUAUCUUUCGUUGAUAAAGGUAUUGUGGACUCAACAGUAGAAAAAUUAUUAACCGGGGUUAAGAUGAGGACUAAUAGUUUCCCUGAGUUACAAGAACUUUUGGAAGAGGAAGCCAUAGAAGAGCUGGAAGCUCACCAUAAUAUGGAGAGAAUCCAAGAGGAAAAUCGUAAAAGUUAUAACAAAAAACGCAAAAAGGGUGGUGAAAGAAUAUGACGUGGAAAAGGUAGGAGAUCACGAAGAUCCUGGGAAAACCUCAACUGUCACAGAGUAUAUGAAGUCGUGGAAUGGUCAAGUGAAUUCAUCAGACGAUUCAACAUUCGAGGCGAAUGAUAAGUCAGUCCGGCCGAAUGUGGGAAUGGGUCGAGAGACGAGAAGCGGUCGAUUGUAUUGAACCAGUUCAGAGGUGCAUAAUUUAAAGGUUAUCAACGAUAUCGAUGACAAACCAUCGAUAUCAUUGAGAAAAGAGUUCUAUGAGUUAUAGAAGAGUUAUAUAAAGAGUAUAGUUAUGUAAUAAUUAAGUGAUAAAUGUAUAAAGAAAUAAUGUUGAAUAAAACU